Messenger RNA from Chenopodium quinoa (quinoa), 1842 nucleotides. RefSeq lists its product as uncharacterized. Bases 1 to 1842 code for a protein of 613 amino acids. The record is from RefSeq and is a predicted model, not a curated record. The transcript is spliced from 2 exons. Lineage: Eukaryota; Viridiplantae; Streptophyta; Magnoliopsida; Caryophyllales; Amaranthaceae. Gene Ontology annotation, molecular function: catalytic activity.
AUGAAAAUCAUAAGCUGGAACUGUCGGGGAAUUGGCAACCCCCGUACAGUUUCUGUUCUCAGGGACUUGUGCUGGAGAGAGUUGCCAUAUAUAGUCUUUGUUAUGGAGACUAAAAUUGACUCGAGUAGACUAGAGGGUAUUCGUAACAAAUGUGGAUUCACAGAUGGUAUUAGUGUUUGUAGUAAUGGGCUGUCGGGUGGAAUUGGUCUAUGGUGGAGGGAUGUUUCAGCUAGGCUGGUUUCGUUCUCUUCCAAUCAUAUUGCUGUGGACAUUGUAAAUUGUAAUAACGGCCCAAUUUGGAGGGCAGUAGGUGUAUAUGGGUGGCCGGAGAAGGAAAACAAACAUAAAACUUGGGCUUUAAUGAAGAACCUACGGCAACAUUGCAGCAUUCCGAUGGUUUUUUUUGGCGAUUUUAAUGAAGUUCUUAUUGAUACAGAGAAGGAAGGCGGUAUUCCUAGGAGUGAGCGAUGCAUGGAUAACUUUAGGGAAGUUUUGAAUGUUAUGGGUGUUAGAGAUUUGGGUUUCAAAGGCUGUAAGUUCACAUGGCAGCGUGGUCAAUCUCUUUCAGCGCUUAUCAGGGAGAGGUUAGAUAGGUUCCUGGCAUGCGAUUGUUGGUGUGGUUUAUUCCCGUAUUACAAUGUCAACAACCUCCCAAUAAAUGUCAAGCAUUCUGAUCAUGCUCCAAUUAUUCUCAAGGCGGGAUUGAGGGAGGAGAAUAGAAGAAAAAAAAGGAUAUUCCGGUUUGAGGCACUUUGGCUCUCAAAAUCGGAGUGCGAAAGUGUGGUCAAAUCUGCCUGGAACAAUAAUGUGGCUGAUCCUAUUCAUAUGAGGAUUGCUAAUUGUGCGGAAUCUCUCAGUCUGUGGGCUUCGAACACCUUUGGGGAUAUAAGGAAAAGAAUUAAGAAGGCUGAGGAGAGGCUUCUAGCAACGCAGCAAGGUGUAAUGGAUGGUGUCAAUUUGCAUAGAUGCUGGAGUAUAUCGCAGGAGCUUGAUGAGCUUCUUAUGUUGGAGGAAUCCUACUGGCAAGCUCGGGCAAGGGCUAACGAAUUACGAGAUGGUGAUAAGAACACUAGUUAUUUCCAUCAUAAAGCUAAUGCUCGGAGGAGAAAAAACAGUAUUAAGGGGUUGGAAGAUGGCGAUGGUGUAUGGAAGCAGGACAAAAAAGAUAUGCAAGACAUUAUUUUAGGCUAUUUUUCCACCCUCUUUACAUCUGAUGGCAGUAGGGAUAUCGAUGAGGCACUUGCUGGAGUUUCGAAUGUUAUUACAGAUGAAAUGAAUCAGAAGUUGUGUGCCGAGCCUACAGGGGAGGAGAUUCACCGAGCCCUCUUUGAAAUGCACCCUAAUAAGGCUCCCGGAAUUGAUGGUAUGCACGCUCUCUUUUACCAAAAAUUUUGGCAUGUUGUUGGCAUUGAUAUUAUUAAUUUUAUUCUUGAUUGGUGGUAUUGUAAUGUGGAUAUUUCGGAUAUUGGGAAAACUUGUAUUGUCUUGAUUCCGAAAUGUCAAGAGCCCCGAAAGAUUACAGAAUAUAGACCAAUCAGUUUGUGUAAUGUGCUAUAUAAAAUAAUCUCAAAAAUGAUGGCCAACCGUCUCAAGCCUUUUUUGAAAUCAGCAAUCUCCCAACAACAGAGUGCCUUUGUUCCGGGUAGACUUAUAACGGAUAAUGCUCUUGUUGCUUUUGAGAUUUUUCAUUAUAUGAAGCGUAAGGGGGAUGGGAAACAUGGUACUAUGGCCCUUAAAUUGGACAUGAUGAAGGCGUAUGACCGGGUUGAAUGGGGUUUUUUAGAACACGUAAUGCUGAAGUUUGGAUUUUGUGCUUCCUGGAUGUUUUUUCUCGACUCCUGA